Messenger RNA from Corylus avellana, 1137 nucleotides. Its product is annotated as protein SINE3. The record is from RefSeq and is a predicted model, not a curated record. Lineage: Eukaryota; Viridiplantae; Streptophyta; Magnoliopsida; Fagales; Betulaceae.
CAAAGCUCUGAUGAUCUUAUAGCCUUUGAUCACAUAAUAUAAGGCUAAGUAAUAUGAUCGAAGGGACACUAUCAGCGGUAAUCUUCUUCUUUACAUUCUUUUCUCUAUCUCAGCGCACACUAUAUAUACCUCUUUCAUAUUCCCCAAAAAAGGGGUAUUUCAAAAUUGUCCCGCCAAUCAGAGCGAAAUGAAGGAGCACCAAACUCCACGGAAGGACUAUGGCCGUCCCUCAGAGCUUUCGAAUCGGAGAUCCAAAGACUCCUCGUCCAAGAAGCUCCAAAAUAUCACCAAGAAAAGCUUGAACGCUGCAUUCAUCUCUGUUUCCGAAGAUGCUUUGGAAUCUUCAAACGAAUCGGUGGAUUUAUCUUCGAUUUCUGAGAUCACUGACUUUGAUCACAAUGGAGAAAUCGCAGAAAGCUUCUUGAUUGCGGAGAAUCCGUCACUUUUUGGUUCAUCUGAAUCCUCUCCUCCUUCUGACCUUACUCCAUCUUCCACGAUCACCGCUGGCAUGCAAGAACCAGGACAGCUUGACGGAACCAUCGAACCAACUGGUUUGAAGACCGGUUCUGUGGAGUUGGAGAUCGUGGUCGACAUUCUGAAAAGAAAUCGAACUCAAGUCCUGAACUCAGCGGAUGUAGAUCCUCAAUCUAAGAAGAUUCUGGACGCACUGAUUGAGAUCGUUAUUGAGGAGUUCUAUAAUCGACCAAAAGAGAGAGACCGCUUUGCUGAGCUCGUUUCAAUCAAAAUUCAAAUAGUGCUCCUCUCUUUCUUCUUGUGGAUGCUUGCAGUGGCAGUAGCUUUCUUCUUCGGUUCAGCGGUCCAACACUCUUCCAGCAGACAUCUUCCAACCUGAACAAGCAUUAGUGGUGAGAGCUUUAGUUGACAGGCUUAGUAGGUCUACUUUUGCUGCUUUUGUCAUGCUUUGCAUUUUCGUUUCUCUCAGAUAAACUUUGCUACAUUGGAGUGUAUUGAACUGGAAAGUUCUAGUUGAUCACUACAUGUGUAAAUGGAAAUGAUUGGUUGAGUACUAAUUCACAAAUUGAAUAGUACAGUAGGCAUCUAUGUCAUAGAUAGAGAGCAUUUUUCUUGUUUCAUGCAGUACAUACCAAUAUUUCUUAAGUCUAAUUGCUCACAUAA